Molecule: messenger RNA, 861 nt
Organism: Cydia splendana
Lineage: Eukaryota; Metazoa; Arthropoda; Insecta; Lepidoptera; Tortricidae
Exons: 6
Coding region: 43-861 (272 amino acids)
Source: RefSeq, a predicted model, not a curated record
UAUGAAGAGAUUUUUCAUUAUUCGUAGUAUAACACCAACCAAAUGACUACGCUUGUUUUUAUAUUAUUGAUGGUGCGCGCGGUGUGGUCUCAACAGUGGGACCCGAAAGCAAAUGGGGACGAAGACACGUAUAUGCAAUUCACUGCACACUGGAAGAAAGAGAUAGUUAUGUGGGCGAGGGAAUGUAUAGCCGAAAUCAGAGGCAGUGUAUAUCAGACCGAGCAAAUCCAAUGGGUAGCCGCAGAUGACCUACGACACUCUAUAGGCAUGACUAUGGGUCGUAUUCUCGAGUUGCAUCGACAUCAGGUGGACAUGUACCGGCGGAUGAAGCGUGUAGUAGAGGGACAGUUCACCUGGCUGCGUCCAGAGCAGGCGGGCGCCAUCCCCCAACUAGGCCCCCAGAGCGGGGUCGUGGAGCCGGGGGUCAAUACGCCCUUCAAGCCCAAACUGUAUGACCAAAAAUGGGCGUCGGGCCAAAAGAAAACUUACCAAGAUUAUAAGCCGCACAUUUAUAUGUUUGCUUUGGAAUAUAUUACGAAGAAGGAGACCGAAAUUGAACAUCUUGUAAAGUUACUAACGACUUACACGGCAGAGAAUGAGGUGGCGCGAUUCAAGCCGCACAUGUUGCCGGUCGGCCAGGCCCAUUGGGCCGUGUGGACGGGGUACACGACAGAAAGGGUGGCGCCACGAGAAGGCCAGUAUUCUGUCCAGGGCGUAGACACGGACCAGAAGACGCCAGACAGAAUGAAGAAGACAGAAAACACGACGAAGAAGAAGCGUAUAAGGCAAAAAUGCGGGAGGAGUAUUAUAAAAAGAAUCGAAAUAAUAAUAAAUAAAUCUGACGGUCUAGUACUAGACUAA